Molecule: messenger RNA, 1740 nt
Organism: Delphinapterus leucas (beluga whale)
Lineage: Eukaryota; Metazoa; Chordata; Mammalia; Artiodactyla; Monodontidae
Gene: LMAN1
Product: lectin, mannose binding 1
Biological process (GO): endoplasmic reticulum to Golgi vesicle-mediated transport
Cellular component (GO): endoplasmic reticulum-Golgi intermediate compartment; endoplasmic reticulum membrane; COPII-coated ER to Golgi transport vesicle
Molecular function (GO): D-mannose binding
Source: RefSeq, a predicted model, not a curated record
CCUCCCGUUUCCCAGAAUCCAAGAUGGCGGGAUCCAGGCAAAGGGGUUCGCGGGCUGGAGCUCGGCCGCUGUUCUGCGCUUUGCUGCUGUCGCUCUGUCGUUUCGUCGGGGGCGACGGCGUGGGAGGCCACCCGGCAGCUGCCGGCGCCACGGGCACCCCAGGCGCGCAGCCACAUCGGCGUUUCGAGUACAAAUACAGCUUCAAGGGACCGCACCUGGUGCAGAGCGACGGGACCGUGCCCUUCUGGGCCCACGCGGGGAAUGCUAUUCCAAGUUCAGAUCAAAUUCGAAUAGCACCAUCUUUAAAAAGCCAAAGAGGAUCGGUGUGGACAAAGACAAAAGCAGCCUUUGAGAACUGGGAAGUUGAGGUGACAUUUCGAGUGACUGGAAGAGGUCGGAUUGGAGCUGAUGGCCUGGCAAUUUGGUAUACAGAAAAUCAAGGCUUGGAGGGUCCUGUAUUUGGAUCAGCUGAUAUGUGGAAUGGUGUUGGAAUAUUUUUUGAUUCUUUUGACAAUGAUGGAAAGAAAAAUAAUCCUGCAGUAGUGAUUAUAGGCAACAAUGGACAAAUCCAAUAUGACCAUCAAAAUGAUGGUGCUAAUCAAGCUUUAGCAAGUUGCCAAAGGGACUUUCGUAAUAAACCCUAUCCUGUCCGGGCAAAGAUUACGUAUUACCAGAAAACAUUGACAGUAAUGAUCAAUAAUGGCUUCACACCAGACAAAAAUGAUUAUGAAUUUUGCACCAAAGUGGAAAAUAUGAUUAUCCCUGCACAGGGCCAUUUUGGAAUAUCUGCUGCAACUGGAGGUCUUGCAGAUGACCAUGAUGUCCUUUCUUUUCUGACUUUCCAGUUGACUGAGCCUGGGAAAGAGCUGCCUACACCAGAUAAAGAAAUUUCUGAGAAAGAAAAAGAAAAGUACCAGGAGGAAUUUGAGCACUUUCAACAAGAAUUGGAUAAAAAAAAGGAGGAAUUCCAGAAGGACCACCCUCACCUUCAAGGGCAGCCUGCGGAUGAAUUAUUUGAGAGUGUAGGAGAUCGUGAGCUGAGACAAAUCUUUGAAGGACAGAAUCGUAUUCAUCUUGAAAUCAAGCAGCUGAACCGACAGUUAGAUAUGAUUCUUGAUGAACAGAGAAGGUAUGUCUCUUCCUUGACGGAGGAGAUCUCUAAAAGAGGAGCAGGAAUCCCAGGGCAGCAUGGACAGACCACUCAACAAGAACUGGAUACUGUUGUGAACACUCAGCAUGAGAUUCUGAGACAAGUAAAUGAAAUGAAGAAUUCCGUGAGUGAAACUGUCAGACUGGUCAGUGGCAUACAGCAUCCUGGAUCUGCAGGGGGCAUUUAUGAGACAACCCAGCACUUCAAUGACAUCAAAGAGCACCUCCACAUAGUGAAGCGGGACAUAGAUAGCUUAGUGCAGCGAAAUAUGCCAGCAAAUGAAAGACUGAAAUGUCCAGAACUACCGCCAUUUCCAUCGUGUCUAUCUACGGUGCACUUUGUUGUAUUUGUAGUGGUACAAACGGUGUUAUUCAUUGGUUAUAUCAUGUAUAGGACUCAGCAAGAAGCAGCUGCCAAAAAAUUCUUUUGACCACCAUUUUCAUAUGUGUACAUCAUGUAUGUAUGUACAAAAUGUCUUUUUGAGGGAAUUUAAGUAUUUAAAUUGCUUCGUAGUCUAAAUUAUUAAAUUUUGUAUAAAAUAACUGUUUAAACAUUGACUUGAAUAAGAAUAAACCUUAAAGACAACCAUA